CGACCAGAAGAGCAAGAAAUGUGUUGCUAACAGGACUUUUCCCCAAGGUGCCAGCCUAUUCCAUGGGCUCCGGCAUGGAGAACUCCCACAUGCACAUUACACACCCUUGGGUUGAUUUCAUGUCCACCCAUGAGCUAUUCGGAACCUGUAAAACUGCUGCCAUUCAAAAGGUAUAUAACCUGUCCUCCAAACAUCUUCCCAGUCCAGCGGAGAGGAUCUGGUGGAGAUGAAGACUAGUCUUGUCACCUUGUUGGCUGCUGUCCUGUGUGUGGAGCAAGCUUACCCAUUUAUCUGCUAUGUGUGCCAAGAACAGGAGUCCAACAAGAACUGUUUGACCAUUUCCAUGUGUGCAAAGGAAGACAAAUACUGCGUGACUGUCCGUAACAACGUUGGAACAAAGCCCAAUAAGCCUAAAUAUGUCAUCUCUAAGAUGUGUUCUCCAACGUGUCCAGCAACAAGUCAGCAACAAAACCAAACCUAUCAGACGGUUUCUUGCUGUGCGAAACCAUUAUGCAAUGUGAAUGGAGUCAGCAGCAAGGAAAGCAGCUAUGGAGCGAUGUCCCUGGGUGUCCUAGCCAGUAUCACUUACAUCUUUGCAUGUGGACUGUGAUGGGUUAGGAAAAGCUCCCCGUGAUGGCAUUGUUGGCUGAAAUAAAAUUGUGUUGCUCUGGGAUAA
Messenger RNA from Harpia harpyja (harpy eagle), 676 nucleotides. Its product is annotated as lymphocyte antigen 6E-like. The transcript has 3 exons. NCBI's taxonomy places the organism in Eukaryota, Metazoa, Chordata, Aves, Accipitriformes, Accipitridae. Gene Ontology annotation, molecular function: acetylcholine receptor inhibitor activity. The record is from RefSeq and is a predicted model, not a curated record. Bases 227 to 610 code for a protein of 127 amino acids.